Messenger RNA from Coregonus clupeaformis (lake whitefish), 2838 nucleotides. RefSeq names its product protein Wnt-5a-like. The record is from RefSeq and is a predicted model, not a curated record. Gene Ontology annotation, biological process: canonical Wnt signaling pathway; cell fate commitment; neuron differentiation. The coding region runs from base 713 to 1852 and encodes 379 amino acids. The transcript has 5 exons. Gene Ontology annotation, cellular component: extracellular region. Lineage: Eukaryota; Metazoa; Chordata; Actinopteri; Salmoniformes; Salmonidae. Gene Ontology annotation, molecular function: cytokine activity; frizzled binding.
CUCACACUACUGGGCGGGGGUUAUCUCCACGAGUGCACCGUCUGCAAGCAAAGCUGUUGAUCUCCACGCGCCUUCUCUCUCUCACACACACAGUGCCUCUGUGAGCGUGGAAUUUCGGCAAUUUGGGUCCCACACCACUCAAGGCUAGAUCUGUUGGGAACGCACUUUUUGCGGGUAAAGUUUUUGUUCCAAAGAAAAUCACCUGAAGAUUCCAGGAGAGAGAGGUAUUUCUGGCAGAAUGGAGGAUUAAAUAAUGGCUUCAGGUUUGUGGCGAGAAACCCAGUGUGGAUGUUUCACACAGGUAUAACGCAUUAAGCUCUGAGUUCAAGAUGUCACCGCUGUUGGAUCAUAUCUCUCCUUAAGCUACCUCUCACCAGUAAAUAACCCCGGUCUCUGCACUAGUUCUCCUCUGUCCUGCGCGCAUUCGUCCAUGAACGAUCGCCCAUGCCAGUCUACCGACAACAAGCGUCGAGAGCCGCAGGAUUACCACGGUUACCGCCACCUUCCUCCAUUACACACCAGACACUACCCCGAUUUAGCACUAAUUGCUUUGGAUUGCAACCGACCUGAGCACCCUGUAUAGGUAAAAGGAGUCUUGAGUCCACUACACCCUUGGCAGUGGAAUUAUUCGUUUGAUUAUCAUCUCCCCAAAGUGGAUUACCUUUAGUAAAACAUUGUUUUCCGCGAGCUGUUCCUGUAGAGCUGAUCCACUAUGUUGUUCCUGAGGAGGCUGGUGUGUGUGUGUUGUCCCUCAGCACUGGUGAGGGGUGUGUUGGACUCCAGACACUGUACGUUCGCCCUCACUCUCCUCACACUACUCAUGCAGGUGGUGGUGGAGGCCAACUCAUGGUGGUCUUUAGCCAUGAACCCUCUGCUGAUCCCCGAGGCAUACAUCAUCGGUGCCCAGCCUCUGUGCAGCCAGCUGGUAAGUCUGUCUCAGGGCCAGAAGAAGCUGUGCCAGCUCUACCAGGACCACAUGCAGUACAUCGGCGAGGGCGCCAAGACUGGCAUCAGGGAGUGCCAGUAUCAGUUCAGACAACGGCGUUGGAACUGCAGCACCGUGGACAACUCCUCCGUGUUCGGACGGGUCAUGCAGAUAGGAAGCAGAGAAACAGCAUUUACAUAUGCCAUCAGCGCGGCAGGCGUGGUCAACGCAGUGAGCAGGGCUUGCAGAGAGGGGGAGCUGUCGAGCUGCGGCUGCAGCCGUGCCGCACGUCCCAAAGACCUGCCUCGUGAUUGGCUGUGGGGCGGCUGCGGGGACAACCUGAACUAUGGCUACAGGUUCUCUAAAGAGUUUGUUGACGCGCGGGAGAGGGAGAAGAGCUAUGCCAAGGGAUCCUACGAGAGUGCCCGGCUGAUGAUGAACCUACACAACAACGAGGCUGGAAGGAGGACGGUGUCAGACCUGGCCCACGUCUCCUGUAAGUGCCAUGGCGUGUCGGGCUCCUGCAGUCUGAAGACGUGCUGGCUGCAUCUGGCAGACUUCCGCAAGGUGGGCGAAACCCUGAAGGAGAAGUACGACAGCGCAGCGUCCAUGAAGCUCAGCUCGCGUGGAAAGCUGGUGCAGCGGGACAGCAAGUUCAACCCCCCCACCAGCCACGACCUGGUCUACAUCGAGUCCAGCCCAGACUACUGCCUGUCCAACCAGAGUACGGGCUCACUGGGUACUGUAGGCAGGCUGUGCAAUAAGACAUCUGAGGGCAUGGAUGGCUGUGAGCUGAUGUGUUGUGGCCGGGGCUACGACCAGUACAAGGCCCAGAUCGUGGAGCGAUGCCAUUGCAAGUUCCACUGGUGCUGCUACGUCAAGUGCAAGCGCUGCACCAAAACCGUGGACCAGUUCAUCUGCAAGUGAGGAGGAGGAGAGUGUGUAUGUGUUUGUUUGCGCGUGUGCAUUGUGUGUGAGGCAUAACAAAAAAGGCAAAGGGAGAGUGAGGAAUAAAUAAAAUUUUUAUAAAUGAUAUUUACUGUAUAUAGUUAAACGAUUAUACUGUUGUGAGAGACUGAUACUUUUUUUCCAUGCAAUACUUCCAACAAAUCGAAUGCCUUCAGAAACUGAAAAUAUGGGGAAAUAUUUAUUUCGGGGAUUGUUUUUGCCCCAUCAUCCAAGCAAACGUUUAACCCCUGAAUACCCAGGCCUUGAGACUAGCAGCCAGGAUAGUUUUAUUAUGAAUAUGUCUAAUUGACCUGUCUAAUGGUUCACCAUGACUGUGAAAUGGAAGCUUAUCUCCUGUUUCAUAGCAGUAGAUUAGUUCAAUGUUUUGCUUGAUGGAGAAUGCUGAUGGCCACACUUAACUGUUUAAUCUGGGGCUAUCAGUAAGAGGUGACUAAUGUCAUCUUCCAGUUGAGAAGAGGAUGCUUUAUGUCACUAUGGUGCAGUUUCCUAGACCCAGAUCAAGCCUCUAUUGGACAUACUUGAAUCUGGCUCUAUAGGUUUGUACUCAUGGGCCCCAUCCUAAACCCUAGCCCCUCUGUCUAAACCAAUAAGGGCCUUGGAAAGUGGAAGAGAUCUGGUUUGGGGUUAGUUCCAUCCUGUGAAGUAUCCCACAAGGCCCCAGCUAGACCCCUAAACACAUUCAGCAUAUGCACUUUGACCCUGAGGCCUUAGCCCGUCUGUAUGGCUGUUUGUUUUGAACUACAGAGCUUUGCUUGUAAUAUGCAAUAUUAUAGUCUUCUUAUUAAUACAGAUAUCCACUUAACAUAUAAGAUUCUACUUACAAGCUUAGAAUAUAUAUGGGAAAUGUUGUGGUUAUAAUGGUUAAAUACACCAUGUUCUGUAUAUAGUACACUACCAGUCAAAAAUUUGGACACCUACUCAUUCAAGGGUUUUUCUUUAUUUUU